UACGAGUUCACGGUGAUGCCAUUCGGCCUCACCAACGCACCCGCUACCUUCCAGAGGGCGAUGAACGACAUCUUCAGGGACAUCCUGGAGCAGUAUAUUCUCGUCUACCUCGACGAUAUCCUGGUCUAUAGUCGUACCCUUGAGGAGCACCUUAGACACCUCCGCGACGUCCUUGACCGCUUGCGCAGACAUGGCUUCUACGCCAAGCUAAGCAAGUGCCGCUUUGCUCAGCACAAAGUGGAUUUCUUAGGACACUACGUGUCUGACCAGGGUUUACACAUGGACGACGCGAAAAUCACUGCUAUUGCAGAGUGGCCCGCUCCCACAUCCGCCAAGCAGCUUCGCAGCUUCCUAGGCCUGACCAUCUACUAUAGUAACUUCAUCCGGGGAUACGUUAGGUAUUCCUACGUCCUUACCUCCACCCUCCUCCGGAAGAACCCACCCUGGGCUUGGACACCCCUCCACGAGGACGCCUUCCGCGCCCUCAAGAAGGCGGUGACAUGCGCACCGGUUCUUCACCUACCCGAUUUUGACCGCCCUUUUAUCCUKACCACCGAUGCGUCAGACUUCGCUGUAGGAGCAGUGCUUUCUCAGGUCUUCCCCUCAUCCUCGUAUCGCUUCCCACCACCUACCCCUACCACUGCUUCCCGACUGACGCCUACUCGUCCAGCUACUGACGAGCCUUCUAUUGACUAUUCUCCUACCAUCGCCGAGGACGGCACUGUCGAGUCUCGCUCAGGUGAUUGUCCGAUAGCCUUCUACUCCCGCCAGCUCCUGCCCGCCGAGAUAAAGUACACUGUUGAUGAACGUGAGGUUCUCGCAGUAGUUUAUGCCGCCCGGCACUGGCGCCACUACCUGCAUGGGGCACCAUUCACGGUUCGCACGGACAACUCUGUUGUCCAGGCUUUUCUGACAAAGYCGAAGCUCACUCCUCGACAGGCUCGCUGGUGGCGCGACCUAUCCGAGUUUAGUUUCACCACUGAGCACAUCAAGGGUGAGACUAAUCGGGUCGCCGAUGCCCUAUCCCGGCGCCCUGACCACGACCAGGAGCACAUCCAGCUCUCUUCCAUCUCGGUCAGCACCGUCCACCACUCGGUGAUCGACGAGUUUCGCACUCAGUACCGCCACUGCCCUGACUAUCGCGACAUCCAUGCGACCCUUCGGAGUGGCAAGACCGUCCCGAACUACUCUCUCGGGGACAACAGUCUUGUGUACUGGCACAGUUCACAGGGCACCAGAGAGCCCAGUAUUUGUGUUCCCUCCACUGGACAGCUACGUGUCCGAGCAGUAGCAGAGUUCAUGACCAGGCAGCUGCCGGUCAUAUGGGCUUCCACAAGACGUUGGCUCGUGUGAGCCGCCUGUACGUCUAGCCGAAGCGCAAGGACUUU
This is a messenger RNA of Chara braunii, 1388 nucleotides long. NCBI's taxonomy places the organism in Eukaryota, Viridiplantae, Streptophyta, Charophyceae, Charales, Characeae. The record is from the annotation of a GenBank genome assembly.